This is a messenger RNA of Amoebophrya sp. A120, 2881 nucleotides long. Lineage: Eukaryota; Dinophyceae; Syndiniales; Amoebophryaceae. The record is from the annotation of a GenBank genome assembly.
AUGACGUCCGUUUUAGAGCAGACCCGAGCCGCCCAGGAGGCGUGCGAAAUAAUAGAAAAGACUCUCUCCAAAGUUCUGCAGGAGCGAGCCGCCUAUCCCGACAGCGCGCGAGUGCAGGUCGCCUGCGAGGGCUACAUGCGACUCCUGAUCGAUGAGACCAGCAAAAACGCGAAAGACGCCCUCGAAUUGUACGAAGAUAAGGACAAUCUGCGAGCGGAGGAAUGCGACUUUCUAGCGGGAAUCGAUCCGAAGAAACCGGAAAACACCAUCUGGAACUCCUUUUACGAGAAAAUCAAGGAAGUACUUACUACCUCGAGUCUGGUUUUUGUUUUCGGCUAUGUCGCUUUUCUGCGAACAAGCUGCGUAUCUGUCAUUACCAGUACUGUGUUUGUUCCGUGUUGCAGCUCCGGUGCCUGUCUGUAUCGUCGUCGUCUUCGUUGGCCGCGCUCGUUGUAUCCAUCAGCUCCUCGUAAAUUUCGAAAUUCAUGAUCACAGAGAAAUUAUUACUUAUAUUAAUUUCUGGCAAAAUUUUUUUCUUCACAGGUUAAAACCUACCACCGAAAAAACCCGAUCGCCGGAGGGAUACCAGAGCGACGGGACCCCAUCUGGUAUUACAACCGGGCCAAGGAACAGGACCAGACGGAUGCGAGCUUCUCUGCCGAAGAAGCGUUCGGAAAGCGCGUCGAUUUACACGUCCUCUACAACCAAUUCAUCAACUGGAAAAAAUACCGAGAUGUGCGCGAGAAGAAGUACCGGGAUGAAGUGAAGGUACUGAAGUAGAGAUGGUGCACCGAUAAUUUCCUGACGGUUUAUGCCAUUUUUGACGUCGAUGCAGCAGCCUAAGUAGUUCCCCGCACAGCUUUCCCUCUGUUUUUGAAGGGCACAACAAACUUGCCGACAAUUUUCUCUCUCCUAUUUCGAAAUGAAAUUAUCCAUUAUCAAAAACAGACGCGACUUCUUCGCAACAACAAGGAGCUGGACCUCAGUGAUCCAGAGAUACAAAAGAAGCUCGCGUUCGUGGAACUCGAUUAUGUCAAGUGGCUCCAAACAUUUCACGAGUUUUGGGACAUUCCACGACACUGCAAGUACCGCGACAACCAGUAUCGCGCCUAUCUGCAGCAGGUGAACGCGUAUCUGGAAUCCUUCGUGCAGCGGGCGCAACCACUGCUGGACCUGCCUGAAAUAAUUAAAAAGUAUACGAUUUUUAGUUGCUGCGGGUUUGAUGUUUCGACCAUGCCAUUCCAAACUCGCUCCAAUUAUAUGCGAUGAAAUUUCAAUUUUGACAUGGCAGUAAAUGGCUUCAAUAUGCACCUGGAAACUUGAUGAACCAAACAGGUCCGAAUCGGAUUUCAGCUUUGAAUGGGAGAAGGGCCAAAAGCGAGGCUGGGAAGAGCCGACGUGUAAAAUGCCGCUCUACGCGCGCGCGACGGACCGGCUCUGCGCAAACGAAGCCACAAAAGCAUCUCACGAGAAGAGCAAAGCGUAUUAUAGUUUGAUUUUGUUCAUCCUGAAUGCGAUUUUUGCUUUUGAGUGGUUGUGAGUAAACACUGUGCAGCACCAGCACGUUCUUGGCAAUGGAACCUCCAAUGGUCUACCAGAAUAAGUAAAUGCUGUACGGAAAAAAAAAUAAAAUUCUAAACAGGUACAUGAAAAAGCUGAGCCAGAUGACCAGCCUGGGGCCGGAAGACAUCGAGCAAUUCGAGUUUGACAGUCGGAAUGAGGACCGGGUAAUCGCGGCGAUGGAGCACAAGUGCCACAAGCUGUUGGACCUGGUGCAGGACCAGGUGCGCGAGGCGGUGAACAUCUGCCAACUGAAGCAGUCCAUGACCGAGGACGAGUACGCCGAGCACAUGGAGAACGAGCAGGCCAUGUUCGAGAAGCAGGCCCAAGACCUCGCCGCGGAGGACGGAACGGGCACGAGGAAGAAGGACGACGAGAAGCUAUCACAGUGAAAAAAGCCCCCACGACCCCGGAAGCUGCAGAAGUUUCUGAUGCAAAAUGAAACUUUUGUCUUGCAUGAAAGGACUAUAAUGAGUCUUUCUGGUGCAGUAGAAUCUGACCCCGCAAGAACGCAUCUUUUGUUGCAUCACAGGCCUGGCUGUUGCUGGGUUCUGUUGCAACACAAAUUUGAGCUAUUCAGCAUUCAAAGUUUGUGAUGCUGCUGUCUGCAAGACGGGGAGUGUUUACAUUGGAAAGGUUUGCAAUACAACUGCUGCCAAUUUCUGGGGUGUGGGGGCAUUUUUUCUUGCGACAAAAGCCCGAGGACGAGGACAACAGCGACAACGAGAGCGUUCAGUCCGAGGACCGGGCCAUUUACAACCCGCUGAAAUUACCCAUCGGCUGGGACGGCAAACCCAUCCCCUUCUGGCUCUAUAAGCUGCACGACAUGGGGCGCGAGUACAAGUGCGAGAUCUGCGGGAACCACUCCUACUGGGGCCCCCGCGCCUUCCACCAACACUUCUCCGAGUGGCGACACGCAAACGGCCUGCGCGCCUUGAAAAUCCCAAACACAAAACACUUCGCCGAGGUAUAUUUCUUGUUUCGGAAAAAAAAUUUUGCAGUGUUGAUCCUUUGUCUCGCGUUCUUCGUGGAGACGGCCAGGUUCUUCAUGUAAAAGUCGUCUGUUUGCGCUUGCAUUUUUGGAACUUAGACCGCAUUUUGCUAGGUGGAUUAAGCAAGAUGAUGAAGUGCCAUUACUUACACAAAAAAAAACUUUAAACAGAUAACGAAAAUCGUGGACGCAGUGGCGUUGUGGGAAAAGCUCAGAAAAGAAGCCGGCGCAACGCAGUUCGAACAGGACGGUCAGGAGUGCGAGGACGCAUCCGGCAAUGUAAUGACCAAACGAGCGUAUGAUGACCUGAGAAGACAAGGACUGGUCUGA